AAGUCCCAAAUAUGGGCUAUUUGAGAUCUUCUUUUGUUUUCUUCCUUCUUUCUUUUGUGACUUAUACUUAUGCUACCACUUUUGAGGUUCUAAACAACUGUCCAUUCACCGUCUGGGCGGCGUCGACCCCGAUAGGCGGUGGCCGACGUCUUGAUCAAGGCCAGACUUGGGUCAUCGAUGCACCGAGGGGCACUAAGAUAGCACGUAUAUGGGGUCGUACUAAUUGCAAUUUCAAUGGUGCUGGUAGAGGUUCUUGCCAGACCGGAGAUUGUGGUGGGGUCCUGCACUGUACUGGGUGGGGCAAAUCCCCAAACACCCUAGCUGAAUAUGCUUUGGACCAAUUCAACAACCAAGAUUUCUGGGACAUUUCUUUGGUUGACGGAUUCAAUAUACCGAUGACUUUUGCCCCAACCAAUCCCAGUGGAGGAAAAUGCCAUGCAAUUCAUUGUACGGCUAAUAUAAACGGUGAAUGCCUUGGUCCACUUAGGGUACCUGGAGGAUGCAAUAACCCUUGUACCACGUUCGGAGGACAACAAUAUUGUUGUACCCAAGGUCCAUGUGGUCCUACAGAUUUCUCGAGAUUUUUCAAACAAAGAUGCCCUAAUGCGUAUAGCUACCCACAAGAUGAUCGUACUAGCACAUUCACUUGCCCUAGUGGUAGUACAAAUUAUAGGGUUGUUUUUUGCCCAUAAUUAAUGCCGCAAUAAAACAUAUUUUGCUGCAAAUGGUAUGAAAAAACCACCAAAACAAUAAGUAUCUUAAAAGGUUUGCUAAACUAUGUUGCCUUAAUGUGAUAAUAAUCUCCUACGUGUGUAAUGUAUAUCUCCCUUCAACUAAUAUAGUUUUAUCAUAAUGAAUAAAUAAUAGUAAUAUCGUACUACUUUUA
Solanum stenotomum is the source of this 886-nucleotide messenger RNA. RefSeq names its product osmotin-like protein OSML13. Gene Ontology annotation, cellular component: extracellular region. Bases 12 to 692 code for a protein of 226 amino acids. The record is from RefSeq and is a predicted model, not a curated record. Gene Ontology annotation, biological process: defense response. Lineage: Eukaryota; Viridiplantae; Streptophyta; Magnoliopsida; Solanales; Solanaceae. The transcript has a single exon.